Molecule: messenger RNA, 1338 nt
Organism: Coregonus sp. 'balchen'
Lineage: Eukaryota; Metazoa; Chordata; Actinopteri; Salmoniformes; Salmonidae
Source: the annotation of a GenBank genome assembly
GGAUGUGUACAGUGUAGUUCUACUAGUGGUAAGGAUGUGUACGGUGUAGUUCUACUAGAUGGUAAGGAUGUGUACAGUGUAGUUCUACUAGAUGGUAAGGAUGUGUACAGUGUAGUUCUACUAGAUGGUAAGGAUGUGUACAGUGUAGUUCUACUAGGUGGUAAGGAUGUGUACAGUGUAGUUCUACUAGGUGGUAAGGAUGUGUACAGUGUAGUUCUACUAGAUGGUAAGGAUGUGUACGAUGUAGUUCUACUAGGUGGUAAGGAUGUGUACAGUGUAGUUCUACUAGGUGGUAAGGAUGUGUACAGUGUAGUUCUACUAGAUGGUAAGGAUGUGUACAGUGUAGUUCUACUAGGUGGUAAGGAUGUGUACAGUGUAGUUCUACUAGAUGGUAAGGAUGUGUACAGUGUAGUUCUACUAGAUGGUAAGGAUGUGUACAGUGUAGUUCUACUAGAUGGCAGGGAUGUGUACAGUGUAGUUCUACUAGAUGGUAAGGAUGUGUACAGUGUAGUUCUACUAGGUGGUAAGGAUGUGUACAGUGUAGUUCUACUAGGUGGUAAGGAUGUUACAGUGUAGUUCUACUAGUGGUAAGGAGUGUACGUGUAGUUCUACUAGAUGGUAAGGAGUUACGUGUAGUUCUACUAGUGGUAAGGAUGUGUACAGUGUAGUUCUACUAGAUGGUAAGGAUGUGGUACAGUGUAGUUCUACUAGAUGGUAAGGAUGUUCUGUGUAGUUCUACUAGGUGGUAAGGAUGUGUACGAUGUAGUUCUACUAGAUGGUAAGGAUGUGUACAGUGUAGUUCUACUAGAUGGUAAGGAUGUGGGAAGUGUAGUUCUACUAGAUGGUAAGGAUGUGUACUGUGUAGUUCUACUAGAUGGUAAGGAUGUUUACAGUGUAGUUCUACUACAUUUACAUUACAUUUUAGUCAUUUAGCAGACGCUCUUAUCCAGAGCCACUUACAGUUAGUGAGUACAUACAUUAUUUUAUUUUUCAUACUGGCCCCUCGUGGGAAUUGAACCCACAACCCUGGCGUUGCAAACGCCAUGCUCUACCAACUGAGCUACAUUCCUGGAUGGUAAGGAUGUGUACGGUGUAGUUCUACUAGAUGGUAAAGAUGUGGGAAGUGUAGUUCUACUAGAUGGCAGGGAUGUGUACAGUGUAGUUAUACUAGAUGGUAAGGAUGUGUACAGUGUAGUUCUACUAGAUGGUAAGGAUGUGUACAGUGUAGUUCUACUAGAUGGCAGGGAUGUUUACAGUGUAGUUCUACUAGAUGGUAAGGAUGUGUACAGUGUAGUUCUACUAGAUGGUAAGGAUGUGUACGUGUAUUCUCUACUAGAU